AGCAUCCAAGGGAUGGUAAGAUAAGACAUCUGGCCGAUGGUGAAGCGUGGAAGAAAUUCGAUUCACUUCAUCCUAGUUUCAGAAAAGAAAGCAGGAAUGUGAGAUUAGGGCUUGCAAGUGAUGGAUUUAACCCAUUCCGAACGAUGAGACCACAAUCUCCUGGAAAUGAUAUCGAUGUGUUUUUGCAGCCAUUGAUAGAAGAUUUGAAGGAUUUGUGGACUGAAGGUAUUGAGACAUAUGAUAAAUUUAGAGACGAGACAUUUAGAUUACAUGCUGCAUUACUUUGGACAAUUAGUGACUUCCCCGGUUACUCUAUGCUCUCUGGUUAUAAAACCAAAGGUAAGUUUGCUUGCCCCGAAUGCAAUUAUGAUACUCCUAUGUAUCUCAAGCAUAGUAGGAAAACGGUAUACAUGGGUCAUCGUAUGUUUCUAGAUUCUAAACAUCCAAAGCGAAAAAGAAGGACAUCAAUUGAGAAAAGGCUUGCACCUAAGCCAUUAACUGGAUUUGAUGUUCUUGAGGAGUUAUCAACAUUUAACAAUGUGUUUGGCAAGUCACAAAAGAAGAAAACAGACAGUAGUUGCGCUUGGAAAAAAAGGUCUAUAUUCUUUGAAUUACAAUAUUGGAAAUUCAAUGAAUGUAGACAUAAUCUAGAUGUGAUGCAUAUAGAGAAGAAUAUUUGUGAUAGUUUAGUUG
This is a messenger RNA of Cuscuta epithymum, 693 nucleotides long. NCBI's taxonomy places the organism in Eukaryota, Viridiplantae, Streptophyta, Magnoliopsida, Solanales, Convolvulaceae. The record is from the annotation of a GenBank genome assembly.